Messenger RNA from [Torrubiella] hemipterigena, 1394 nucleotides. Lineage: Eukaryota; Fungi; Ascomycota; Sordariomycetes; Hypocreales; Clavicipitaceae. The record is from the annotation of a GenBank genome assembly.
GCAAUUUUUACCUUGGUAUAUCCCAACUCACAAGCACUAACAUACUAGUAUUUCUAUAAAGUCUAAUUUAGGUGUUUCUAUCAUCUUUUAAUUUAUCAAACAUGCCCCUAAACGUUAUUAUUAUUGGUGCUGGAAUUGCUGGCCUCACAGCAGCGAUAUCCUUGCGCGAGGCUGGUCAUCAUGUUGAGGUUUACGAGAAGUCUUCCUUUGCGGCAGAGAUUGGAGCGGCAGUCAACCUGCUUCCCAAUGGUGUCAAAGUUCUGGAGAGUCUCAACUUUGACUUUGAUCGCGCUCGUGCAGUGACGACAUUACAUCUUGACACCGUCAAUGGCAUCGACAUGAGCCCAAUUGCGAGUCGAGACUUACAUGAAGCUGCCAAAAUCUAUGGUGCUGCGCCUAAAGGCAUCCACCGAGUCGAUCUUCACCGUGAACUCAUGCGACUGGCCAACGUGGCCGAAGUUCACGGUCCAAACGAAAACGUUACAGAGACAGCCAAAAGCUCAACCUUGUUACAUUUAUCGUCCGCAGCAAAAAGUGUUGAUGCUGAGCGUGGUUCUGUUGAGUUUGCUGAUGGUACUAUCAAGCAUGCAGAUCUUAUUGUUGGUGCUGAUGGCCUACAUUCUGUUGUGCGUGGCGCAGUGGUCCGAGAUCCCGAGCACGGCAAACCGGUACAUACAGGGCAAAGUGCGUUUCGCUUCUUAAUCAAAGCACAGGAUCUUGAAGCACUCGAAGCUGGUCGUGAUCUUCUGGCACUAAAGCGACCUGGGACCACCUCCUUUAUUGACACGAAAAAUCCAGAUGCCGACCGACAUCUGAUAUGGUAUCCCUGUCGCAAUGGAACGGUGCAUAACUUUGUAGGCGUACAUCCUACUCCGAGCAACAACGACAGUGCGACAGUGGAGGAGGACAGUGCCCAGAUGGUAGAGGAGUUUGCUCAUUUCGACCCAAGAAUUGUUCAUCUACUUAGCCACGUUAAAGAUGCGAAGCGCUGGCCGCUGUUCGAGUUGAAGCCACUGCCAUCAUGGUCCCAUGGCAAGGCAGUCAUAAUAGGUGAUGCUGCCCAUCCAAUGCUACCAUUAGGUGCACAAGGGGCCAACCAAGGCAUUGAAGACGGCGCGGUGCUGGGCCAUGUGCUAGCCAACGCUAACAGUGCUGCUGACAUUCCGCAAAGGCUUCAACUAUUUGACCAACUCCGAGUGAAGCGAGCUUCCCGCGUCCAGAUACUCUCCAGCAUUCGCUACAGCAACGAAAGUUUAGUACGAGAGAAACUAGAGCCGUACAUGGAACCUGGCAUGGAGGUGCCUGAAUCCUUCCACGCCAGGGCAAUGCAUGAUACUGGGUUUGACGCACUAGCUCAUUGCAAGAGAGCCAUGUCUGAGGCCGGUAUCCAUUAG